Brenthis ino (lesser marbled fritillary) is the source of this 684-nucleotide messenger RNA. NCBI's taxonomy places the organism in Eukaryota, Metazoa, Arthropoda, Insecta, Lepidoptera, Nymphalidae. The record is from the annotation of a GenBank genome assembly.
AUGGUAUCACCGGUGAAGAAUCAAAUUGACUGUAAUGCAUGUUGGGCUUUUAGCGCAGUCGCAAACAUCGAAAGUCAUUUAAAAAUUCAUCUGGGAAGAGUGGAAACAUUAUCUGAGCAGUUCCUAAUAAAUUGUGAUGGCGGUGAAGCUGGUUGCGGGCCACAGAGCCUUUUAUUAACUUUUGCGCGAAUAGUGGUACAACUAGGAGGAGUUCUUCGCAACGAGGAUUAUGAACAGUACGCUGGUCAACUAAAGCCUUGUUAUUGGAAUGGUUCUCCAAAACCAGUGCCAGUUAUAGGUUUUCGAAGAGUACCAUCAAAUGAAGAUGCCAUAGCGACAUACAUUUACAAGUAUGGUCCGGUUUCAGCAGGAAUCAACUCGGCAUCAAUGGCAAAAUACGAUGGUGGGAUCGAUGAGCCUACAGACGAAAUAUGCGAUCCCAAUGACUUAAAUCACGCAAUUCUCAUUGUUGGAUUCGGCUCUUAUGAUUGUCAAAUCCUGGCUUCGGACCCAAGACCGAAACAUGAUCAUAGACAACAGUUAUUGGAAUUUUCUGUCCUGAAAUACUCAGUAGCAGCCUGUUGGGAAGUCGGCAAUGUGUACACUGAUCGUGUUGAGUUGUCGCCCCACCGGAAUAUAAGGGUUAAAGGCACAGAGUAUAUUUGUGUGCCCCACGCAAUUGAC